AUGGGCAGCCCCGAGCCCCCCGGGGGCGGCUACCUGCACCUGGCCGCCGUGGCCUCCCCCGUGGGCACCGCCCGCCUGCUGCAGCUGGCCUUUGGCUGCACCACCUUCAGCCUGGUGGCGCACCGGGGCGGCUUUGCGGGCGUGCAGGGCACCUUCUGCGUGGCCGCCUGGGUCUUCUGCUUCGCGCUCUCGGCGCUGGUGCUGGCCUGCGAGUUCACGCAGCUGCACGGCUGCCUGCGCCUGUCCUGGGGCAACUUCACGGCGGCCUUCGCCAUGCUGGCCACUCUGCUCACGGCCACGGCCGCCGUCGUCUACCCAGUCUUCUUCACCCGCUUGCGCUGCCCGGCCGAGCCUGAGGGCUGCACCGCUCGGGACUUCCGCCUGGCUGCCAGUGUCUUCGCCGGCCUGCUCUGCCUGGCCUAUGCCGCCGAGGUGGCCCUGACGCGGGCCCGACCCGGUCAGGUGGCCAGCUACAUGGCCACGGUGUCGGGGCUGCUCAAGGUCGUCCAGGCCUUCGUGGCCUGCAUCAUCUUCGGGGCGCUGCUUUAUGACAGUCGCUACACACGCUACGCGGCCACCCAGUGGUGUGUGGCCGUCUACAGCCUGUGCUUCCUGGUCACGGUGGCCGUGGUGGCCCUGAGCGUCAUGGGCUGCACGGGCGGCCUGGGCUGCCCCUUUGACCGCCUGGUGGUGGUGUACACCUUUGCAGCUGUGCUCCUGUAUCUCAGUGCCGCUGUCAUCUGGCCCGUCUUCUGCUUCGACCCCAAGUACGGCCAGCCCUGGCGACCGCUGGACUGUGCUCGGGGCCACUGCCCCUGGGACAGUCAGCUGGUGGUGGCCAUCUUCACCUACGUCAACCUGCUGCUCUACACUGUGGACCUGGCCUACUCCCAGAGGAUCCGCUUCGUGCCCGCCUUGUAG
Elephantulus edwardii (Cape elephant shrew) is the source of this 921-nucleotide messenger RNA. It is a transcript of the gene MYADML2, whose product is annotated as myeloid-associated differentiation marker-like 2. The transcript has a single exon. The record is from RefSeq and is a predicted model, not a curated record. Gene Ontology annotation, cellular component: membrane. NCBI's taxonomy places the organism in Eukaryota, Metazoa, Chordata, Mammalia, Macroscelidea, Macroscelididae. The coding region runs from base 1 to 921 and encodes 306 amino acids.